ACGUCGGGCCCACGAUCAGCACACGCAGUGCUCAUACAAUGUCAAUCACGUCAAGUGAUACAGGGUUAUGGCUGUUUCACACGCGAAGAGCACUCCUCAACAACACCUUGAGUUCUUUGUUGUGAUGCAGUGAAUAGAAGCAAAUUAAUGGGCCAAACAUAAUGUUUCAGGUCUAUCGACACGUAUAACGAAGCCUUAUCAUUUGCCAGCUUAGUGACCGAAGAACGUCAGCGCUCAGCCGGCCACGUCAAUAAAACCAUCGAAUACGUAUUCCAUUGUCUUGGUUAAUGUUGAUCUCACUAUAUUUCGUCACUCUGCUUGUGUUUCCCUUCGCCGCUGCUCUCGCUAGCACUGUACCCUUCAAGGGCUGCCAGCAAAAGGUGAAAGAGAGUAUCCACGGUCCACCCCCCGGGUGGUACAAGCAUGCUCCCGCACCAAAGCACGACAUGCUCGAGCUCAAGAUCGCUCUUUCUCAGCCCAGGUUCCCGGAACUUGAGCAGCACCUCUGGGAGAUAAGCGAUCCUAGCCACGCACGUUACGGGGCGUACUUGUCGAAGCAGGAGACUGAGACACUCAUGGCCCCCCACCCUGAGACUCUGGCCGUCGUCAGCGAAUGGCUUACCUUACACGGUCUGGCAGAAGAAGAAGUUAUCCAUUCAUCCGCACGCGAUUGGGUUACUAUUCGUGUCCCGGUCGGUCUCGCAGAAGAGAUGCUGGAUACUACCUACCAUGUUUAUAAACACGCUGAGACCGGAGAGAACAUCGUCAGGACUACGAGCUACAGUCUCCCUGACAUCUUGCACCAUCAUGUUGAUCUUAUUCAGCCUACGACCAUGUUCGCUCGUUUCAAGGCAUUCAAGAGCACACUGCACUGGACUAACCAGGCACAGCCUGCGACGCCAUGCCCGCCGGGCAAAACGAUCACGGGGCCUGCAGGCAAUCCCGUCGACGCGAGCUGCAACUCUACGAUCACCCUUUCUUGCUUGAGACAGUUGUAUAAUGCAGAGAACUAUAAAACAACCGCCACAAACGGCAACAAGCUGGGUAUCACUGGUUAUCUUGAACAGUAUGCCAAUAAUAAGGACCUUCAGCAAUUCUACCUGGCCCAAAAUCCUUCUGCUUACGGUUCGAAUUAUACUUUGGUUUCUAUCCAUGGCGGAAAGAACAAUCAGAGUUAUAAGGAGGCAGGUGGGGAAGCCAACCUUGACACUCAGUUUGGUUUCGGACUCGUAUGGCCCACUCCCGGAACGUUCUACACGACUGGUGGAAGGCCUCCUUACAUCCCUGACUUGGUGUACCCGAAGAAUCAAAAUGAGCCAUACACAUACUGGCUUGAACACUUACUUUCACAGAAUGAUAUUCCUCAGACAAUCUCUACCAGUUACGGUGAUAAUGAACAAACUGUCCCGUACGCCUAUGCGAGCCGUGUUUGCGCUGGUAUGGCGUCUCUCGGUGCUCGCGGUGUUUCUUUGUUGUUCUCCUCUGGUGAUGGUGGUGUCGGUGCUGGCGGUGCCGACCCUGCCACUCAGUUAUGUAAAUCCAAUGAUGGGCACAAUGUUACAAAAUUCCUACCGGCAUUCCCCGCUUCCUGCCCAUACGUGACUGCUGUUGGUGGUACUGUCAACAUCCCAGAGACUGCCGUGUCUUUUUCUGGUGGUGGAUUCAGCAACUAUUUUGCUCGUCCUGCGUACCAGGAGGCUGCUGUCUCUGAAUACUUAGCGAUGCUCGCUCCCGGCACGUUCAAAGACGUGGCAGCACAAGCAGAAAACUUCUCUGUCAUUUAUAAAGGUCAGGAGAGUCCAAUCGGUGGUACAUCCUGUUCUUCGCCCACCUUUGCCGCAUUUGUAUCCAUGCUGAACGACGCACGCAUCAAUGCUGGAAAGACUCCUCUUGGUUUUUUGAAUCCAUUGUUAUAUUCCACUGGCUACACUGCAUUAAAUGAUAUCACCCAAGGGAACAACCCGGGAUGUGGAACUUCGGGCUUCAAUGCCACUGUUGGAUGGGAUCCUGGUGAGUUCAUGAAGGCAAACAGAGUUAUGACGUGUCUACAUGCUGAUCAUAUCUGUAGUCACUGGACACGGCACACCCAACUUCGAAAAAUUGAAGGACUUGGUCUUGGCCUUGCCUUAAAUUAAAUCCACACGAAAUCCAUUCUGGUAGACAGGAUCCACGAUGGAUGUACGUGCAUCGUAUACACUCACUCCUUCACUCCUGUAGGGUUUUCACCGAACAAUUUUAUAUGAGCGAGCAAAAUCAUGUACUGAGCGGUUCAAGGCAGUAACUCGGACCGACACUACAUGAUGGACAACAAAACAAGGUCAUGCGGAGCAGGGAAGUGAUGUUGUUUUAAUCUUUCAUCUCCGCAUUCUUCUUGAGGUCUUCCCAAGUAUUCCAUAAACCAGCACAGAACAACCACUUCCGAAAGAGCGCAAGAGUACAAUUAUAUAUAGGCCCAUCAGAGCGUCUAAUCCCUUAUUCCGGCGUCCGCGCGAUCCAUCACCGCGAUCUACACGAGUCAGUAUUUCCAACAGCCCUUAUUCCACUCGCAGGCAGGCUGUGUCACUCGUAUUACA
Messenger RNA from Suillus plorans, 2573 nucleotides. RefSeq names its product peptidase S8/S53 domain-containing protein. Gene Ontology annotation, molecular function: tripeptidyl-peptidase activity; serine-type endopeptidase activity. Lineage: Eukaryota; Fungi; Basidiomycota; Agaricomycetes; Boletales; Suillaceae. The transcript is spliced from 10 exons. Gene Ontology annotation, biological process: proteolysis. The coding region runs from base 288 to 2135 and encodes 615 amino acids. The record is from RefSeq and is a predicted model, not a curated record.